This is a messenger RNA of Varanus komodoensis (Komodo dragon), 2600 nucleotides long. It is a transcript of the gene PAFAH2, whose product is annotated as platelet activating factor acetylhydrolase 2. The transcript is spliced from 10 exons. NCBI's taxonomy places the organism in Eukaryota, Metazoa, Chordata, Lepidosauria, Squamata, Varanidae. Gene Ontology annotation, molecular function: 1-alkyl-2-acetylglycerophosphocholine esterase activity. The record is from RefSeq and is a predicted model, not a curated record. The coding region runs from base 54 to 1220 and encodes 388 amino acids.
GGCUCCUUCCACGAAAGCCUGGGCGAGCGGCCGCGCGAGGCCCGCCGGAGAGUAUGGGGGUGACCCAGUCCUUGGAGCUGCCGCACGGGACGGGCUCGUACCCCGUCGGCUGCACGGACGUGAUGGUGGGCCAGACGCAGAAGGGCCUCUUCUUCCGCUUGUUUUACCCCUGCACCCCUUGCGAUGGAGCCGAGCAGCCCUCCUGGAUCCCCCGCUACGAGUAUUAUUGUGGGUUGGCCGACUACAUGAACAUGAACCGGAGGUGGUGUGCCCCUCUGCUCAGUGUGACUUUCGGUUCGUGUAAAAUACCCGUGAGUUGGGAUGCACCGUUUAGACUGAGUAGUCACAAGUAUCCUCUGAUCAUAUUCUCCCACGGAUUAGGAGCUUUUCGGACUGUGUAUUCUGCCGUCUGCAUCGAAAUGGCUUCACGGGGGUUCUUGGUGAUGGCACUUGAGCACCGAGAUCAUUCUGCCUCUGCCACUUACUUUUGCAAGCUGAAUCCCGAAGCACCAGACUUCCCAGAGGCUCAGGUUCAGGAACAAUGGCUCACCUAUCGAGGAGCACCAAAGGAGAAAGAGUUUCGCUUCCGAAACCCACAGCUCCAUCAAAGAGCCAACGAGUGCAUUCGAGGGCUCAAGCUGAUCCGGAGCAUCAACAACGGCAAGGCAGUUGCCAACCUCUUACAAACCGACUUUGAUCUCUCUGUUCUGAAGGAUAAUGUGGAUCUAACCAAAGCUGCCGUCAUGGGCCACUCCUUUGGCGGAGCCACAUCCAUUCUGGCCCUUGUUAAAGAAGCCCAGUUUAAAUGUGCUGUUGCUCUUGAUGCCUGGAUGUUCCCACUGGAGAACUCGCUGUAUCCGAAAGUGACCAAGCCAGUGCUUUUUGUCAACACAGAAGCAUUCCAGACAGCAGAAAGUGUGGCCAAAAUGAAAAAGAUUGCCACCACAAGCAGCGAGACCAAGAUUAUAACCAUUUUGGGUACCGUUCACCAGAGUCAGACUGAUUUCACCUUCCUUGCGGGGAAUCUUGUGAAUAAAGUCUUCAAAACCAGAGGCACCAUCGAUCCCUACAAAGGCCUCAACCUCACCAACCAGGCUGCUCUUGCCUUCCUGCAGAAACAUCUCCAGCUGAAAGAAGAUUUCGAUAAAUGGGAUGAACUUCUGGAAGGGGUUGGUGACGCCGUUGUUCCGGACAGUCCUCUGCAGAGGUCCAGCCUCUAGACUUGAGAUGUCCUCUUUCUCACUUAAGGUGCUUUGAGGCAACCUCUGUUCUCUCCCAACUUGGGAGGAGAGUGGCAAGGAGCUCCCUCCCUUAUCCAGUAGCUGCUCAGAAUCUCGGCCUGCUAGCAAACUCAGGGUGGACUUGCUGCUGAAACCCAGGCUCCCUAGAUGGGGUUCUUUUUUCUUCAGGAUUACAGACAGAUGAUCAAAAAUGAGCCAAUUUCUCUGCUUCUUUACACUGGCAUGGAGAAUAAAAAGUGGUGUUCCUUUCCGGACUGUUCCAUGAGAACGUUCUCACUCACAGGGUCUCUUGGAACUGAAAAGGAGCUGGCCAGGAAGGCUGCUGUCACUUAAGGUCUGGGUGGAAUUUCCCCUUAGAGAGCAAAUGCUGCCAACUUGUAUUCACAGACUUUGUGGUGACAGCUGCAGAAUGAAGGAUUGGGCAGCUCAUCAUGGAAACCAGAGCAAAAGCUGUCCUGGCUUGCUGGAGCCAAUGUUCAAUGCUGCACAGAAGCACCUCGCUUUCAACCCUUUUCUUUUUCAUACUAGUUACUUCUCAGGUGUUUCACAGCCACCAUCUUCUUGUGCUCCUGUGGCCUGUGUUGGGGUGGUCCUGUGUCUUUUUCUUGAACCCAAGUAAUACUGGAAUCUCCUCUGGGCAAACACCUCCUCGUAUGUGGUUGUGGUGGGACGAGUGUGGUGUUGGCAAAGGCAGGGGAGAGAGAAAUUACCCCUUGGGUCUGGCCAGCUGAAGGCCCAGGUGCUCAGGCAUGCCUUGGAACAUCUCGCUCUCUGGAUAGGUGUGCCGCUACUUGUAUUCCGUGUGACUUCUCUCCCAUUAACCUGCAAGUGAUGAUCAGAGAUACUGGGAGGAUUCUGCCCUCUUCCCAAGCUCCCCAGUGACUCCUGGAUUGGGGUUUCAGUAGGAAGCAGGACCUAUAGAGGGAGCCCUUGCUUAGCCCAGAUUGGCAGCACCCACAGCUGGAAUGGGUCUGCAGGCCAGGGGUUCCCCCACCCCCCGUACUGCUUACGCCUGCCUGCUCGGGGGUGUCCCACUGGGCUUCCAUGGGCCUCAUCCCCGGAUCAGCAAGGUCAACACUGCACCUGAGUGCUUUUUGUCUGGCAACUUCUCCUGCUACUCAGUCAUUGAUCUGGUGUGAGCGACAUUUCUAUUGCUGGAAUACUUUUGUGUGUGUUUAUAUUGUUAUAUCCUACCUGGAAUGACUAUUUUUAAUCCUUUUUCAGAGCAGAUUUUCAAAUCACUUUAAAUAGCACUGAAGCGCCUUUUAAAAUGUCUGCAGUUUUAUACAGCUACUUCAAUAACGUUGGAAAGUAGACUUUAAAAAAAAAAACUAUGAUAAAAUGGGGUAGCCCUGAAAA